UGGUCGUGACCGUGCCUGCCUCGAUCUUCACCCCUGGACCCUGAGACGACCGCGCCCCUCCCCUGAACGGGCAGGAGAGUGGCAGAUUGCCUCACCUUCCACUUUCCCCGUGUUUUCGAGGGCCCCUUUCCCGAAAUUCCAUCCGUCCAUUCCUUUCCUUCCAUUCCUUUGCCUGGGCCCCUUCCCGUUCCUGAUCAUCCAUCCAUCCCCGUCCGGUCCUUCCUUACCCUUCCCAUCGUCCUCUUGGCCCUGCUUCUUCUUCCUACACCUCAGACGAUCUCAAACGUUCGCUCAUUCUCGCCUCUCCUUUUUCGCGUCUGCUCUUUUCUCACGCGCGCGCGCUCUCUCACUCUUUCUCUCCAUCUUCAAUCUCGCUCUCUCUUGGCGAUCGCCACUUUUUGUUCUGUCGUCAACUGUGCGUGUACGGAUAGUGUAUUCGGCAUUUUCCCCAUCGACGUCACUCCUUGCAGACACGAGAGAACCCAGCAGCAGCAGCAACAGGGGCACGAAAUCCGGUUUCACCACACAAACGACACGAGGGGAAUCCACUCAUUGCAAACGAGAGCUCGUCACCACCGCCUGCCCACCGCAGCCGAACUGAGCGAUUCGACGAAGAAAAUAGGACCAAGUUCGCGACCACAACAUCAUACAGACACACGGUCGCAAAGCGCUACGGAUACAAGGAAGGACGGCAGCAAUCACGCACAUCAACACGUCCCGAAGAGAACCAUUUUAUUUGUAUUGAAUUGGAAUCGAGACAAGCCGUAAUCGCGACACCCACCCGAACGCCGAACCCCCAUCGAAUCGCAUUACAUCAUAUCUCAACAAUCAGAAACUUUCAAAAUGAGUGCCUCCUCUACCACUUCCACGAGCCUUCUGGCGCCCAUCGCCCGCGCAGUCCAUUAUAUCGCCGCGCGCGAAUGCGCAAGUGAUGACAACAGCCCUCGCUGCGAGAAACCCUACAACUCGCCCAAGAUCAUCGGUAUCGCUGUUGGUGUCACAGCCGCCGUACUAAUCCUCGGAUCUGGCUCGCUCCUCUUAUACCUUCACAUGAGAAGACAGCGCUUCGAACGCAAAGAGGAGGACGCAAUCUCCCUCGAGAUUGACGGUGAAGUCGAUGAUCAUCCGACCAUGGGCAAGCCGCCGCGCGCCUGGCAGCCGCACGGCCAGCGAGGAGACGACAAUCCAUUCGAAGCCGACCGCCAACCCCACCAGCGCGAGAACCCCUUUGAGCCGGAACGCCGGUAGUCGAUUUCGACCGCCCCGUGAUAGGGGCUCCGUCGCAUUCAAAUACCGCAUCUCACGCUAGCAUUUCUACCCGAGUGAGGGCAUUCUUCGGUGGCCAUGGCUACCUUUUUCUUUCGGAACAUUUCGGAUUGGAAACGCUCUUUUCGCCCAUUUUAAAAAGGGACAACCGAUCUCUUGACGACUUGAUUUGGUCAAGCACAUUCGCGAGCAUGGCGUUGCGUCCCCCACUACUUCUCUUUUCGCCGUCACCGUCGGUGACUUGCGCACCUCGCGCUUAUGGCCCUCCACUCAGGCUUGCGGCCUUAAUUGGGGGGAACGCGCUACAGGAUGAUGAGAUUCAAAAAAUCGGGCGACUGGCGAUGGCCAUCUCCCACCACAUCGGCAUGCAUCUAAGUCGAUUGAGGCUGAGGGACAUUCGCCGGUUGUGGGGAAGUUAAAGUUGCAUAAUGGACUCGGCGAGGCGUGCGUCCGCCGGGCCAUGGGUGGAUUCUUGUCUCUUAAGUGACAGCCGCGAGGCAUCUGUGAUGCUGUCCGUCCAACAUAAUACAAGCAUGAUAACAAAUAACG
Molecule: messenger RNA, 1815 nt
Organism: Colletotrichum destructivum
Lineage: Eukaryota; Fungi; Ascomycota; Sordariomycetes; Glomerellales; Glomerellaceae
Exons: 2
Coding region: 844-1248 (134 amino acids)
Source: RefSeq, a predicted model, not a curated record